Messenger RNA from Macadamia integrifolia, 1618 nucleotides. Its product is annotated as 5-amino-6-(5-phospho-D-ribitylamino)uracil phosphatase, chloroplastic-like. Lineage: Eukaryota; Viridiplantae; Streptophyta; Magnoliopsida; Proteales; Proteaceae. The record is from RefSeq and is a predicted model, not a curated record. The coding region runs from base 170 to 1342 and encodes 390 amino acids. The transcript has 2 exons.
ACGUCACUCACUCAGAAACCACAAGAAGAAAUGUUCGAAGGAGGUGGGGAGAAAUAGAAAGAGAGACACCCACGCAGAUCCAUUUCAUCCAUUCGUCUUCCUUUGGAGUCUGAUCUUCCUUUCGCUUCGUAUCUGUGUCUCAGUGGUCGCUGUUCCAAUUUGGCAUAAAAUGGUGGAUUCAAUUGCAACGACUUCCCUUCUUGGGCACUGGCCUGUGUCUCAAGUCUCUCCUUGCAAGGAUGGUUCCCAUAGGCGAAGAAUGUUCGAUUUUUGUCUGCUCCCCUGCACAUAUUUUUUGGGUCGACGGGUUCUUAGUACUUCUAUAUCUUCAACUCCAACCCCUUCAAGAAGUGAAAAGAUUGGAACUAGUCGAUCUGUGGUUUCUCCAGUUAAGGCUCUUGCAAUGGAACUCACAAAAGAAGCGGAUUCGUAUUCUCCGGGGGAGGAGAGAUCGUCCCAGGAUUUGAAGCAUUACUGGAUAGAUACGAGCACGCAACAGAGACGGGGUUUGUGGCCACCCCCAAAUAAGGCAGAUAAUCCUUCGCUACGCAACCCACUGCUACGGCAGGAAAGAAUGGGUUGUGGGUCGUUGGGGGCAAUCUUUGAAUGGGAAGGAGUGCUUAUUGAAGAUAAUACUGAUAUUGAGAAGCAGGCGUGGUUGGUUCUGUCAGAAGAAGAAGGUAAAUCUCCACCACCAGCUUUCAUCCUUAAAAGAAUAGAAGGAAUGAAAAAUGAGCAAGCAAUUUCAGAAGUUCUCUGUUGGUCAAGAGACCCAGGACAGCUGAGAAGAAUGGCUUCAAGAAAGGAGGAGAUAUAUCAAGGUUUGCAAGGUGGGAUUUAUAGAUUGCGGAGGGGUUCGCAGGAAUUUGUUAAUGUUCUGAUGAACUACAAGAUUCCAAUGGCCUUGGUUUCCACACGUCCAAGGAAAGCUCUUGAGAUUGCCAUUGGAGCCAUUGGGAUUGAAGGGUACUUCAGUGUGAUUGUCGCAGCAGAGGAUGUGCACAGGGGGAAGCCUGACCCUGAGAUGUUUGUUUAUGCUGCUCAGCUUCUCAACUUCAUACCGGAGCGGUGUAUUGUGUUCGGAAACUCUAAUUCAACUGUGGAGGCAGCCCAUGAUGCUCAUAUGAAGUGUGUGGGAGUUGCAAGCAAGCACCCUGUGUAUGAACUUGGAGCUGCAGAUUUGGUGGUGAGGCACCUUGAUGAGCUCUCCAUAGUUGACUUGAAGAACCUGGCUGAUAUUGAAUUGACGGAAUUUGGGUCUGGAGAACCGGAGGUGGAGAUGGAGGAAGAAGAUGAUGACCCAUAUCCAUCUACAUCCGUGGCAGCUGAUGAUUUCUGGUGAGGCAUUAAGAAGAAAUGUACAGAUAGUUCGUUGUUUAUCAUCUGAUUUUUCUUUGCCCUUUUUUUUUUUUUUUUUAGUUUUGAUUUUCUUAUAGUGAUUCUAAUUAGGCCAUUAGUCUCCCCUUAGCUACGUAUAUUGGUUGUGCUGUCUAUAAACAGAAAGGGGAGAGGGGGGAAAAAAGAGAGAAAAAGCAGUGGGUAUAAUCCUCUUAUCAUGUAUGUAUCUGUACCAUAUACGCAAUAUAUAUAUUUCAAACUCUGAACCGUGAUUAUGACA